Molecule: messenger RNA, 3134 nt
Organism: Sinocyclocheilus rhinocerous
Lineage: Eukaryota; Metazoa; Chordata; Actinopteri; Cypriniformes; Cyprinidae
Product: homeobox protein TGIF2LX-like
Exons: 3
Coding region: 394-1179 (261 amino acids)
Biological process (GO): regulation of DNA-templated transcription
Molecular function (GO): DNA binding
Source: RefSeq, a predicted model, not a curated record
GAUGUGCGGAGUUUCUGGACUGCAAAUUUAAAAUGCAGCUAAUAAAAUGAACUCUCUCACAAGUGUUUGAAUUGUGAGUCUUGAAUGAAAGAGUGAUGACACACAGAUGUGGGGCCCUUAUUGGCCCCUAGAGUGUGGAGGAGGGAUCUAGAGCCUGUCAUUGAGGGAGGACGGAGGGAGAAAGAGAGAGUUUGCUGGAGCAGCAGGUAAACGGCUGUUUGUCAACACGAGCGUUUCCCUCAUGACACACUAAUGAGCAGAUUCACUGAUUACUGGAGCUUCUCCUCUGAUCUGACUCGUGUGUGUGUGAGGAACACACUCUCCGCUUGACGAGGACCCGCGUUUCCACACCAGCAACUUCCAGCAUUUUGUGCAUUUUUGCCAGCAUCCAGGAUGAAGCCCAACAAAAGAGCUUUUGAGGAGGACCAGAACGGAGACACUGAGUUUUCUGCCAUGUCGGACAGUGACCCGUGUGAAGACGACAGUUACCCUCUCAACCUGUCCACCAGCGGCAGAAGCGGGUCUGCCGCCAAACGCCGCCGCCGCGGAAACCUCCCCAAAGAAUCCGUUCAGGUUCUGAGGGACUGGCUGUACGAGCAUCGCUUCAACGCUUAUCCAUCAGAGCAGGAGAAGCUGAGCCUGUCUGGACAGACGCAUCUCUCUGUGUCACAGACUUGGACUUUCCCACACAGUCUGCGCUGUGUUUUGUCCUUGUCCGAGAGCUGCGGUGUUGUCAGAGAGCAGGAAUGCAGGCGGCGAGGCCUGUGCUGCAUAUUUCCUCUGGUCUCCAUUAGAGCCAGCAUGGAUGCGGCCCUGCAGCGAGCGGCCGAGCAAGAAGUCAGUCAGCAGAAAGAACAAACGAUGCAGCAGCAACCAAACGGACCUACAAACGAAAGUUCAAGAGCGCUCAUCCAGAAUGGCGAUUCGGAGACUCCUUCAAGGGAAAAUUCCGAUGCUGCACCGAGCUUGACGGAGACCUCAGUAUUACCCGUAUCGGUUCCCAUCAUGAGCCACUCUUUCUCAGGCCCUCCCGUCGAUCUAAGCACGGCUGGUGUCUCUGAUGCGAAAUCUGGAAGCUUUGCGUGGAGCAUCCGACAAACCGGUCCACCUGCGAAUGUGGUAUCACACACAUGGGUUUCGCAGUACACGCGUAAUACGGUCACGGAAGCGGUUAACUAAAAACUCAAGCAGACCAACUCACUUUAGACUCCAUUUAUUUGCUUCUUUUUGUUGGAAGACUCUGGAGCAGAUGCCUCCCCAAAUCGUUGUCACGGAUACCGUUUGGAUGUUGCUUGGUACCCAGAGAGGCUCUUCGCUGAAAUUCACUUCAGGGGAUUCCGGAGUGAAGCUUCUCUACACCACAAUGUAUUUUUAAGACAUUUUUAAAAACUUUUUAAACCAAAACCCUUUACCUUUUUUUUUAACUAUGUGAAGUUCACGGGCAUGCAUAAAAUGCUCUUCGAAAAUAAUCCAGCAUUUCAGACUCCGGGAUCUUCGAGACCAAGUGGAGGUCCUUUCAGGUGGAAAUAUUACCAUGUGCAAACACCAGCAAACCUGUGCAACUCAGGUUUACAGCCAAGAGAUUUUAAUUUGAACAUUUGUAGUUGAAGUGGCCUUGCAUUGCUUUUGAUAAAGAAGCUCCACAUAUGCCCGUUUUCCUCAGUAUAUCCACUAGGGUUAGCCGUCUGUCUGUCUGUCGUAUAGCAUGCUUUACUUAUUUGUUGUGAUCUGUGAAUGCAAAGACCAGCAUGCAGCAUUUAAAUGUCAGCAUUUAGCAACCAAAUACGCUCUCUUCGAUUUAAUACUAUGCUCCGAUUUUGCCUGAAAAGCCACUGCUGAUGAAGCCUCUACUUCUACAAUCUCAACUUUGAAAGUCUCUCCCAGUAGUGUGAUAUUUGUCAUAUUUCCUGCACUUUAUAGUCCAAUUUCACCUCCUCGUCGUUAUGUCAGGAUCGUCUAUCCAGUCUCAGAAUAAGAUCCGAGCGCUCUCGCGUGUGCCGUGACGUGCGCUUUAGGAAAUUGAUCGUACUGCAGAGAUCAUCCCUCACGUCUCGUGUCUGUCUGAGAUGCGGGAGGUCGUCUCAAAGACAGCCGGCAUUGAUUUUCUUCACUUCUCAUGUAACGUGAUCAUAGGGCUGCAGCUUUAUUUUUGCUGAAAUGAUUAUUGUUCUUACAGUAUUGUUAGGUGAAGUAGAUGAUCCGCAUUAAUAAUUGUGUUUAGCAUGUCUCAGUGUAGAGGGAGACGUCAUGCGUAUGUGUUAGUGAGUGGAUUUAUUUUUGAUGCUAAACGUGUUUCAUGCAUUUCCAAGAUGAAUUUAAAGUCUGUUUGUACCUCUCUGAGAUGAACUGAAGUGCUUCUUUCUCGCUCAGCAUCUGUGAAUGUAUCUAGAGAACUAACAGAUAUUAUUUAGAAACAGAAUUAUUUCCAGUGAUUUCAUGAGCAAUCUCUUGAAAUCUGUCUUUUUUUUGGACACUAGAGGAUCUAGAUGCAUUAUGAUUUUAUGCUUGUAGUUUCCAUGAAACUGAGAACAGAUUAGUCUUUAUAGUAAUGAUCUUAACCUUUUAAUAUGCUUAUGGUGCGGUUCUCGUCAUUUCAGUUUAUUCACUCACAAACGUCCCAUAAUUCUGAUUAGUUUUUAUCAUGCUGCGUAAUUUCUCAUUGAGGUCACGUCUGUAGUACUGUACAUGUUUCUUCUUGUUUUUCAGUGUGUCUCAGGUUUGUUUAUUGUAGUUUUUGAUGGACUUUUCCUUCUUGGGUUUGAGUCAUUUUAUUUCCUUCUCUGACAUCACAAAGGGAGUUUUUAAUUCAAUUCUAAAAGGUGCAUUUUUUUUUUUUUUAAAGCCAUGUUUGAGCUGAUUAUGAGAAACCGACUGUAGCAUCACAAACUCUAUUACAGAUCUAAUUAACUAACAUUUCAAAACCACUGUGAUCGUUGGGUUAGUUACUGAAACCGUGAUAGGUACUGGAAGUAAAUCUAUAUAUAUUUCAUAUAAUGUACUCUAUUUUUUCACCUCUUCAGAAAGACCAAUAUUAAUAUUCCUGGAACUGUAUUAUUGAUGUUCUUAUUGCAAAAAGGGUCUUCUGGAUGACAAUGUGAAACAUGUAAAUAUAUCAUUCAGGUUUUUGUCUGGCA